AUGCGUAUAGUCUAUCGUCUAUCAGAGGAGUUUCAAUUCUUUCAACAGAGAAAAGAUGCAACCGGGAGGGAUGGCCUCUCUCCACUGCAAAAAUGUACGGCUGCAAUUCGUCUCCUUGCUUAUGGUUCAGCUGCUGACUCGGUAGACGAAUAUCUUCGACUUGGUGAAAGCACCGCACUUUCCUGUCUAGAUAAUUUCACCGACGGAAUUAUUCGGUUAUUUGGAGACGAGUAUCUACGAAGACCCACGCCGGAGGAUCUUCAACGACUACUCGAUAUUGGAGAGAAACGCGGAUUUCCUGGGAUGGUUGGAAGCAUUGACUGUACGUUAAACGAUCUUAAUGUCCUCGAUCGGUCCCCCGUUUUUGAUGACAUUUUGGAAGGUCGAGCUCCAAGGGUCCGGUACGUCGUCAACGGACACCAGUAUGAUUUGGCGUACUACCUCACCGAUGGUAUAUAUCCAAAAUGGUCAACAUUUAUCCAAUCUAUCUCACUCCCCCAAGGUGCUAAAGCAGAGUUAUUUGAUAAAGUUCAAGAAUCAACACGAAAAGAUGUGGAGCGGGCUUUCGGAGUUUUGCAGGCUCGGUUCGCUAUUGUUAAAAACCCGGCUCUUUUAUGGGACAAGGCGAAGAUAGGGCAGAUUAUGCGAGCAUGUAUCAUACUACACAAUAUGAUUGUCGAAGAUGAACGGGAUGGUUACACUCAGUACUAUACAACUGAAUUUGAAGAAGGAGAGACAUCAAGAAGUUCACAAGUGGAUAUGUCCUAUAGUACCGAGAUGCCUUCAAAUCUCGGGAACAUGCUUGGGAUUCGGAAUCAUCUCCGCGAUAGGCGUAUACAUGAUCAAUUGAAAAUCGAUUUAAUUGAAAAUGUUUGGACUAAAUUUGGUGAUGAAUAUUAA
This is a messenger RNA of Brassica napus (rape), 900 nucleotides long. RefSeq lists its product as uncharacterized. The record is from RefSeq and is a predicted model, not a curated record. The transcript is spliced from 2 exons. NCBI's taxonomy places the organism in Eukaryota, Viridiplantae, Streptophyta, Magnoliopsida, Brassicales, Brassicaceae. The coding region runs from base 1 to 900 and encodes 299 amino acids.